UUGGAUCUCCCAUUCUCUAGCCCCAACUUCAAAGGACUGUUAGGCUGCAAGAAGGACGCGGGAGGGGGGGGAUCUACAGGAGCUGGCCGGGAGAAAGAGAGAGAGAGAGAUCCUUUGAAGUGCCCAUCAGCCGCGGCCGCCACUCGGGUUACAGCUGCUUGGCCCGGGGCCCGGUGGGACGGGCGAGGAAGGGAACUUUGAUCUUGGUUACUUCCGCACAGCGCCCUCUAGGCCCGGGCCGGUCCAACGCUUCCCUGCAGCUACGCGGCGCCUCUGGCUCCAACAUCUCCCCCAGUCGUUCGAACCCAGGUCCAGCUUGGGCAUCAUCCUCCCCUUUUCUCUUCUUCUAGGAUCCCUGACCCCGCCAUGGUGCCCUGGGCAACGCUGCUCCUUCUGGGGCUGCUGUUCUGCUGCUGUUUGGGUCACAGCAGCCAGACGGGAGCGCCCCGGGUCUAUCUCACCUACAAAGAGUUGUUAGAGACCCGCACGGCUCGUCCUUUCAGCUUCAACUUCAACACAAGUGAUUAUCGCAUCUUGUUGGUGGACCAAGACCAGGGACGUCUCUACCUGGGGGCACGAGAUUUUCUGGUGGCCUUGGAUCUUCACAACAUCAACAAGGAGCCACUCAUUAUCCAUUGGCCAGCAUUACCAAACCAGGAGAAUGAAUGUCGCUUGGCAGGGAAAGGGCAGAGAGGUGAAUGUUUCAACUACAUACGGCUUAUGGAACCUUUGAACCGUACUCACCUCUAUGCCUGCGGAACGGGGGCUUAUCACCCAGUCUGUAUCCUUAUCAAUCGUGGCUGGCGCUCGGAAGAAUACCUCUUCCGCAUAGUGCCUCAUUCACUGGAACCAGGCAAAGGAAAAUGUCCUUAUGACCCCCGGCAGUCCAGCAUGGCUGUGCUUAUCAAUAACACGCUGUAUGCUGGAGUUCACGUGGAUUUCAUGGGCACCGAUGCUGCCUUGUUCCGGACCAUGGGACCCCGCCCAGCUGUACGCACAGAGCAGCAUGAUUCCCGAUGGCUGUACGACCCUGUUUUCCUCCAAGCCCACCUCAUUCCGGACAGCUCCGACCACAAUGACGACAAGCUCUACUUCUUUUUCCGUGAAAAAGCACUGGAGGGUGCCGUGGGCCCUGCCGUACUCGCUCGAGUGGGACGGGUGUGUCUGAAUGACGAUGGGGGACAGCGCUCCUUGUUGAACAAGUGGACGACGUUCCUUAAAGCUCGCCUGGUGUGCUCUGUGAUUGGAGAGGAUGGCGUGGAGACUUUCUUUGAUGAGCUGCGUGACGUUUUCCUUUUGCCGACUCAGGAUGAGAAGCAUCCUUUGCUUUAUGGGGUCUUCUCCACCCUGGGGUCGGUGUUCCGUGGCUCGGCAGUCUGCGUUUACUCCAUGGCUGACAUCCGCACGGUCUUCAAUGGGCCCUUUGCCCACAAGGAAGGACACAACUACCAAUGGGGGCCGUACACAGGACGUGUGCCCUACCCUCGUCCUGGAGCCUGCCCCGGAGGAACUUUCACCCCAGGCCUUCGCUCCACCCGGGAGUUUUCGGAUGAGCUGGUAACCUUUGUGAGGGCCCAUCCCUUGAUGUUCCAUGCAGUCUAUCCCCUCGAGCGCCGUCCCCUCCUGGUGAGGACCAAUGUCCCCUACAGCUUCACCACCUUGGCUGUGGAUCUUGUGGAUGCGGUGGAUGGGCGCUACGAGGUGCUCUUCCUUGGCACAGAUCAAGGCACCGUGCAAAAGGUGAUUGUGUUGCCCAAGGAACAAGGGAUACUGGAAGAACUGACUCUGGAGGAAGUGGAGGUGUUCAGGGAACCAGCUCCAGUGAAGACACUGUGGAUAUCCUCAAAGCGACAACAGCUCUAUGUCUCCUCUGACAUGGGCGUUUCCCAGUUGACUCUCCACCGAUGCCGGGAAUAUGGUGAAGCCUGUGCUGAUUGCUGUCUGGCUCGGGACCCCUACUGCGCAUGGGAUGGGCAACGUUGUGCCCGCUACAGUCACACAGCCAAAAGGAGGAGCCGCCGCCAGGAUAUCAAGCAUGGCGAUCCCCUGAGGCAAUGCCGUGGAUUUAAUGCCAAGGCAGAACAGCAAUUAAGUGAACAGAUCCAAUACGGACUAGAAGGAGGAAGCGUAUUUCUGGAGUGUGAACCCCGGUCUCCCCACGCGACCAUCAAGUGGCUCACGCAAACAGACGAUUCCACCAAACGCAAAGUGUUGCCCCGGGAUCGCAUAUUGCUUCAAACACCUCAAGGUGUGCUUUUAGGACCAGUGAUGCCAUCCGACAGUGGGCUCUACCAAUGCGUGGGCACCGAGAAUCGCUUUCGCCACACGCUGCGGCGGCUUCGUCUGCAUGUCCUUCCGCGGGCUUUGCUGGAGGGGGCCAUCACCUCGGAAGAGGCACCUACCCUGGGUAUUUGUGAGAGCUACUGGCAACAGUUCAACAGAGCCCAGGAUAUCCAGCACAGCCAAGGCGGCCACCAGUCCCAUACUGGGCCCAGUCUGUGGAGUUCUGAACAGCAGUCCAACUGGUACAGAGCUGCUCAGCAGCACUCAUUGAACUGGACCACCAGUAGUCCCCAUCACUCGCAAAGCACCAGCAGCCGCCGUCGCCCCCACAACCACCGCCCCCACCAUCACCACCACCACCACCACCGCUCCAAGCCAUGGGCAGGGCAUCAAACUCCACCUCGAAGCUGAGCUGAAUGGAAGACAGUGGGCAGGGAGGGGCUUUGACCUAAUCUUUGGCGCAAGAGAAUGACAUUCCAGUGGACUCUUUGUAAAGAGCUGAGUGGAUCCAGAGAUGGGGAAAAAACCUCUUUGCUUCCUCCAGAUUGAGGGGACAACACUAUUGCUAACAAAAGUGUGGGGUGCGGUGUGUCCAGGCUAAUUCCAGGGUUUUUAGGACCAGGGCUUACUGGCUCUUUGCUGAAAUGGAAAAGUGGCCAGUGCUAAUUGCAAAGGCUUUGGCAUUCUUUUUUUUUUUAACAGUAUUCAUUCCCAACCUUAUGCCAUUCUCUCACAUCAUAGAAGGAAAACUGUGGGGCUUCCUUCAACAUUAACGCCAUCGUUUUAUUAACCCUAUGCUGCAGAAGCAUGUAGCAGAAAAUAAAAUACCAGUUUAUUUUCUAAACAAAAUGGAAAAGGGCCAUUGUGGAUUUGUGAAAGGAAGAACAUUUCCAUGCACAGUGAGCCCAACGUUACAAGUAGUUUUUUAAGACCCAGCCUCGUCAGAAUCAAGCCCUGAUUGCCACGAACUGAAAUGGGGCAAUGUUAACAAUGGGUUUAGUGGUUUAUCCCGAGUACCGCCUAUGCCACAGGUAUUAAACGGAACCCUUGCUUCAAUGGAAGUACUCACACCGUUCCUCUCUUAUGUCCAGCCUAUAACUGAAUCAUACAGAAUAUCUGGGCUUGGUGACACAGUGGGCACAAAUGCCAGUAUAUAUAUAUACUAUAUAUAUACACCAACUGCUUUUCAGUCAAAAGAAAGCAGGAAGCGUUUACCCAUUACAGAUGCUAGUUCAGUAUUAAUAACAGUUGCAACUUCUUUGGAGGAAGUAUCUUUUGAUGGCAGAAACACAUGAUCUCUAUUACCUCCACCUUCUGAUGAUUUUAACAGAAAUGGUUAAGACCCUUGCAGAUUAUGAGCUCUUCCAGAACAAGAACCAACAGAUUCUGUGUCAGAUCAAACCAAGUUUCAUCUACGGUUGAUCCAUACUCUGCGCGUCAUCAACCCCCAAUUGUAAUACACGUUUAAAUUUCAUUUACUUUGCACUGUUGAUAGGUCUUACCAGCUUUAUUCCCGAAGAAGGUAAUAUUUUUAAAAAGCCACUGGACAUGGGGAGUGAGGGGAGACAGGGGGGUUAUCACUACAGCUCAUGGAAUGAAUCCCAGAGUAUGUGAUGAUGGGAAGCUCUUUCGAAGCUCUUUUCCAGGCUGGUUGGGAUUGCAUAAUCUAAACCCAGGUGUCAACUUGGCUAUUCCCUAUUUAUUUCUGCUAUGCCUCAUUUCUUAAAUUUAACAGAGUAUUUUGGUGUCAUUACUUGCAUUUUUUUCCGAGAUAAAUAUUGAGGCAUGGGAAGAUAUACCCUCUCAUUCAACGUAAGCUUUGGUAUGAGGUUUUUGUGAAAAGCAUCUGAAAAUUUCAAGUACACAAUGAUCUUUCGAUGAUCACUAAUUUCACAUUUGAGACACAGAAUUCUAAGAUUUUUCUCUGACAGAAUCCAUGCUAGUUCUUCUUAGGGUUGCCCAAGGUGUAUUCAACUACCUUUAGUAUAAUAAUGCUUUCUACAAAUAUACAGAAAAUGCCACUUUUUAUAAGUCAUACAUUUUAGCUCAAACCUUUAUAUUAAAAUUAAGAAAUCGUGGUUAAAUAAUAUGUAGCCCAGCUGAUAUUAACAGAUUCUCCUUUAAUUAUCAUGAGCCCUCUGAUUACCUCUGCUUAGCAUAUUUUUAAAGGUGCAUUCUCCAAAAUGAUUCUUAAAUUCAUCUGGAAUGAAAACUGACAGACUUCAUGUUCUACUCACUUGCCUUAUCAUAUUUCUACUUUUUUGUCUUCACCUACUGGUCCUACUCCUUCUCUGGAUGGUUUUUUUGUUUGUUUCUGAAAUAUUUCAGGCAAUUUUAUUACUUUUCAUUGGUCUGAAAGAUUUGUUCCUAAUAGCUUUUUGUCACUGGCAAUAUAUUAUUUUUGCAAAAAAUUGCAAUUCUCUAAUUAUGUGUAUCUAACAAUAGGAGAAACAAAAUAGAAUUAUCUACAACAACUAUCAGUAAUGUGAAAGGGCGAUUUCACACUACACCUCACUGAGAACCAUGAUACAAAAAUUCAGGUUUGAAACAAGGAAACAAGAUACUCAGGGCUUCUCAUUACUCUAUGGUCAUGCUCCUACA
This is a messenger RNA of Thamnophis elegans (Western terrestrial garter snake), 4884 nucleotides long. RefSeq names its product semaphorin-3F-like. The record is from RefSeq and is a predicted model, not a curated record. Lineage: Eukaryota; Metazoa; Chordata; Lepidosauria; Squamata; Natricidae. Gene Ontology annotation, biological process: negative regulation of axon extension involved in axon guidance; negative chemotaxis; semaphorin-plexin signaling pathway. Gene Ontology annotation, molecular function: chemorepellent activity; semaphorin receptor binding. The transcript has 17 exons. The coding region runs from base 367 to 2694 and encodes 775 amino acids.